CUCCAAAUCCUGUCAAACCCAAAACUGACUUUAAAUUUAGUACUUGGUCAACAACUGAAAGAAUUUCCCCAGAGCCGAGACAUAUGGCCCCAUUGAUGUUCUUGUUUGUAAGACCCAACAAUGGUGUACUAUUCCACCGAGAUGGAGCUUUGUACUUUUCCGAGGAGACAUUCUUCUACAUGUAUACUAGUGUCGUUUUGGCUUGGCCGCGAGAAAUUGCAAAUAAAACUGGAUUACUACCAUGCGUCGACACGCACACCUUAUCAGAAUCGAUAUACCACAAGAUGUUAGCCUUAAUUUCUUUGGCUGAGCACGAUAUAUUAGAUUUAAAUCAACAAAUUAUAACAUCAGUAUCAAGGAUAAAAACUACACUACCCACUAUCUCCAACAAAAGGCCCUGAAAAGGACUAAUUAAUGCAAUAGGAAGUGCAUCAAACUGGUUAUUUGGAACAGCUAUGGCCAGUGACGUUGAUAAAUUGGCAAGAAUUGUUCAACAUGUAGAACGACAAAACAAAAAUUAGCAAAAUCUUCAUCACAUUUUCAAAAAGGAGUACUUCAUAUAGGAAAGAUUAUGGACAACAAAAUCGAUGACGUCAUCCAU
Messenger RNA from Owenia fusiformis, 601 nucleotides. The record is from the annotation of a GenBank genome assembly. Lineage: Eukaryota; Metazoa; Annelida; Polychaeta; Sabellida; Oweniidae.